Molecule: messenger RNA, 7542 nt
Organism: Bombus terrestris (buff-tailed bumblebee)
Lineage: Eukaryota; Metazoa; Arthropoda; Insecta; Hymenoptera; Apidae
Exons: 4
Coding region: 325-3714 (1129 amino acids)
Molecular function (GO): protein binding
Source: RefSeq, a predicted model, not a curated record
UUGCGCAGCUACCUGUUUUACUCGAUCCAUGGGGCCGUUCUCUCUUUUCUCUUUCUCUUACUACUUCUUCUCUUUCUCUUUAGUAUCGUGCACGGUGUCACGGCAGUAGGACGGUCUCCGAUCGCGGUGCUGAUUCUUCGGUAAAGGGCAACGACUCACGAAGUGAAAAUAAUGUCUUCUUGUGCACAUCGAAUGGAAUCGCGGUGAACAGUGUGAAGCCUAGUCUGUUCAAAGGUUUAGGACGGAUAUUUCUUGGAGAAGAAACGUGAGUACGCUGCAGCAGCCAGGUUGGAAAUGCAUCGAAGGAGAGUUUAAGAAGGAGCAAUGGAGGACGAGCCACGAGAUACCUGUUUUGGGGCAGGAAAUGUGGCAGGGGCUGUAAUCGGUACUUUCCUUACAACAAUUCUCCUGCUGCUGGUUGCUGCGCUCCUUUACAGACAGUGGCGUAGGCACAAGGGAAAACACUUAGUACUGGUGACUGAUCCAGAAAUCGUCGAAGAAGCCUAUGCCUUUGACAAUCCUUGUUUCAAGGAUGUCACAACAUCGUCAACUAACCGAAUUCGAGAGGUACCGGUGUCUCUGACAACUGGAGACACUUCAAGCAAAGAUUCUGCACGAUGGUCUACCUCCUGGACAUCCUUAGGACUGGGCUCGACUAACCGCACCGAUAAACGAAAAACUCUCGACGAUUCGUGCCUUGGGCCGAAAGCAACAAGGAUCAAUAUAGUCAGCUUAAAAAGCCGAGAUUUCACAGGGCUGGGAUUUAAUAUUUGUGGCAAUAUGAGAGAAGGAAUCUUUGUUAAAGAUCUUCUACAUCGUGGACCUGCAUCGGAAUCCGGUCGAAUACAUCCAGGUGAUCGUAUAGCUAGUGUAAAAAUCAGUUUUCGGAAUAUGGUUUACGAAGAUGCCUUAACGAUUUUAAGUUAUGCUUCCCCAUACGACGUAAAGCUCGAGGUAGAAAGCGGUGGAAUUGGAUCGAAGCCAACCACACUUUUGAAAAAAAGUGUUGGUCCCAGCGCGGCAAGAAUUUGCCAUCCUUUAUACAGGAGUCAAUCAAUUCCAGAACUCUCACAAUCGAAGAGUAUUGCGAAAAGACUCUUCAUAGUUGAUCCGAAUGACUCUAUCAAUUCUAACUAUUCGACGAUGAAUUCGACUUUAAAAUCCACAAAAUCCACACCAAAUAGUCAAAUAUUUGAAAAAUGUCAUGACGAGUCCAAGGGCAAUCACUAUAAAUUUGGUAUUAAAGUUUUACCCUCCCUUGAUGGAACAGUUCAUCGCAUUGAAAAUCAAAAUGAACAUAACACAAAUCUUGAAAGAAAACAUUCAAAGAAACUCGAUACAGAGAAACAUUUGUCAAAUAUGAACGAAGCUUCCAGAGUUGGUGACAAAAAGGAAGAAGCUCAAUGUCAGCAAACGUCACAAGUAUUGCAAGUUCCUAAGGGGAAAAAUGAUACCUUCGAACUGCAUAACGAUACAUUAAAUAAAAGCAGCAAACUUAGUGAUGCGUCGAUUCACGUACCAUCCGAAGUACCAACGGAAGUUCAUAACGCAGCUAUGGCCGCUCGUAGAAACCGAAAAAAUAGUUCUGAGCUAUUAAAUAUGCCAAAAAAUAUAGAUUCCAUCGAGGUAGAGGAUUCCAAAAAUCAGCAAAAGAAUAAAAGGAAAGCUCCACCACCACCAAAAAGCAAUAAUUACGAAAUCGAAUGUACUUCUACUAUGAAGAAAAAUUCGUCGGCUACGAAAGAAUACGAUUUGAGAAAAGAAGAUGAAAUCAGUAGCAUUACUGAUUAUACGGAUUCUUUAUCCGAAUAUAUAAAGAAAGUACGCGAAACUACAGAGAGAGUAGAUCCACGUGUAGAAGAAAAAGUAGAAACUUUGAUAAUUGAUGGAAGACAUUCUGAAUCUGACACUGAUAGCGAAAUUCAAAACAGUUUUACGACUAUCGAAUUGAACUCGGCUGAUAUUACAAUUCAUCGGACACCUGUACCGGAGACAAAUAACGACGAAGAUGAAGAAGACGAUGUUUACAGGAAAGCUGCGAGCUUAGGUGAUCUAUCAAAGUACGAAUGCAGAACGUCGGCGACACUUGAAAGAGCACAAAGUCUGGAUAUGACUGAUACCGGCACGAAGAAACGUAAAGCACCUCUACCACCGGAGGAUAUUAAUGAAUCUACGGAAGAUUUAACUAAACUUGAUCAAAUGGAUACUUUUGAUAGAAGAUUAUUGAAAAAGUCGAAUGAAUGGGGUAAUUUAGAAGAUGUUGUAUGGCGUAAAAAACAGGAUUCGGAAGAUAAGUCGCAAAGAUCAAAAAUUAGAAAAAAGAGUAAUGGUUCGCUCGAACGAUCUAAGUCUUCUAUAGAAAUUAAGUUAAAAGAUGAAACUUCUGUCUCGAAAGAACUAAAUCCUACAGACGACGAAACUAGUAUCGAACUUUAUAAUCUUCCCUUGAGCAAAAGACUUACAGAAGAAUUUAUUCAUGCAGAACGAAUGUUCAAUCCAGAUGAAGAUAAUUCUCUGAUCAGAAUUGUUAAUGAUGGAAAUGUUAUUAAAAGUCCUACAGUUGAAGAAGUAGAAUUACAAUUUAAAAAGGAAAUCUCAUUACCCGAUGAUCUUAACAAUGAUAGUAUGAUACUAAAUGAACAAUUUUCGGAUCAUGAUGAAAAAAUAGUGAAUAAAGAUUUCGAGAAAGCUUUGAAACAUUUUGAAACAUACGUACAAAAGCCGACAUUAUUAGAUUCCUCUAAGCAUGAUUUAUUUCGUUUCAAAAACUGGAAGGAAGAUAGUUCAUUAACGUCGAAUGAAAUGAUUUCAUAUGCCGGUAAAAAAUCUGUCAAUGAAGAACCAGUGACAAAAAUUAAUAUUAAAAGAGGAUGCCAUGCAUGCGAAGAGAACUGUAAUCGUCAUGAAACCUGCAAGAAAAAAUCAUUUACAAAAAGAUCAUCAACCCCAAUACCUUUACAAGAUUAUUCUCCCAAUUCAAUGGAAGGUAGUAGUUCCAAUUCGAUAACAAUUAACGACGAAAAGGAACAAGUCUCGAUGUCCCAUAUCCAUGGAUCUACGCUUAAAGAUAAAGAAAGUAGAAGUGAAAAGUCAUCACUAAAUUCGAACUCGUCGUCAAGACGAGUAAUUGGAGUCCCCAUAAAUCAAAGAAUCGAUCGAGAAAAUGACGAAGACGAAGACGAAUACGAAUUCGGUUCUGGUGUAACUAUAAAUAACAAAAACUUAUUUGACCGUGAGGAUCGUCGUAACAUUAAUAAUAUUAGUGUUUCAAGUGGUGAAAACAGUGAAGAUAGCGGGUUAGUUGGUGAAUCAAUGGAUUAUAAUCCACAAGACUUUGAUAAUCGACCACCACUCCCAGAUACGCCAAUGCCACAAAAAACGACUUAUAUUACGGAAAUCAAACUUUCUACUAAUAGAGAGGAAUUUCAAGAAGAUGACAACGAGAGCAGUGAAACGCUUUCCACAGUGGAAAGUAAGGGUAAGAAACCGAUGCAAAACGAAAUCAAAACGACUUCAAAUGGAAAAUCUACAACUAAUAAAAAGCCUCCCGUUCCUCCCAGAAGAACAGACAUUACGAAAUCUAAUAAAAAAGGAAAUGCGGAAAAACAAGUUAUUUAUGUAACCGAAUAUAAAUCUAAUGAAUCGAAAGAUUCAGAUGGUUCAGACGCGUCUCAUGAAAUCAAACAACCAGAUAAUUGGUCCGCAGAGACAUGAUCGAUAAAUUAUUUUAGGAAAUAAGAAAUAAAAUCGGACAUAAGAAUAAAGUAUUAGCGAAUUACAAAUAAUCAAUAAUGUUUUCGAGGUUUUAGAUUGAAAGUAAUAAAUACAUAUUAUAAACUGAAGGAGCAAUUCUAAACAUUGCAAAUUAUUAGCAACAUUUUUUUUACUAAUCAUUUCUUUUUUUUUUUUUUUUUAGUACAGGAAUAAGACAGAUAUUAUAAUCAAGUAUGAAAAUUUUAAUACUAUAUAUAGCUAAAAUUAGAAUAUACUGUACUUAAACUUCUUCACAUAGAGAAAUCACAUCGAUCGUAAUAUGUAUGUACUACUUAUAGUGCUCAUUCAGAAUAGAUCUGCUCUUGAACUAGUCGAAGAAAAUUUUAUCUAGUAUCUUCCUCAAUCUUCUGAAAAGACUGGCUCUUGUUUAAAAAAACAUGUUUUUUGAUCAUUUGAUAAAAAUAUUUGUUGUUAUAAUUAUAUUUAUUUUAUAACACAUUUCUUGUUUUAAAAAUUAUUACAAUUAGAAUUUGUAUUAUAUAUGAUUCGCAUCUGUGUAAAAUAGUACAGUAUUAAAGAGUAUCAUACAUACCAAAAAUUGUAUGUAUUUUGCACGCGCGUUUUUAAACAUCAUAUUUUGUUACAAUAAUAAGAAAUCACAAGACUAUGGUUUAAAAUAUUCCAGAAAUAGAUUAAUGAAAUUAUUAAUACAUUUACAUAAUACAUGGUUAUAAAUGAGCAAUAAUUAUACAAAUCCAUAUUAUUGAAAUUUCAAAUAUAAUAUUAAUUAAAUUAAUUAUAAAUAUAUAAUUCAUAGAAACAAUAUAAUUAGCAAAAUCAUUCAAAAUUCACAUUUUAUGAAAACGAAUUUAAAAUAUUGUAAAUUUUUUAAUAUAUUAAUUAUUACUAUAUGUAUAUAUAUUUGAAUAUUUUUUAUCUAUCGAAUGCUCGUAUACUAUCAGUACUGUGAUAGAUGAUCUAUUGCAAUAAAUGAUUUAUGCGUGUAUUAAAUCACGAUUUAUUAGAAAUUUACAUAUACAUGUGUAUAAUUAUUAAACAAAUUUUAAGAUAAUAAAUACCUACUAACUAAUGACCAUAUGAUAUAUGAAAAUGUUAACUCUAAAAUUAUUGAUUCGAUUAUUGAUAUUAGAUGAUAUUUCACAAUUUGAUCAACACAAAUUCAGUACGAGGCAAAAAUAUUUAUUAUAAGUUUUUCUAAAUUUUUUUAUAUGUGUAAAAAUAUAAAUAUUUAUGGAUAUGACUGUAGUAAAAAUUCAUUUUUUUAUACUGUAUUAUUAUUAUUAACGCAAUAUUAACAAUAAUAGGGUAACAUGGGGCAAAGCAAAACUAUAACAAUAUGAAAUAAUGUUAUUAUAAUGUACGAAUAUUAUAUAAUAUCCAUACUAUUUUAUUACCAUGCAUUAUCAUUCCAUAUAAAAAAUAAAUGAAUAAUUAUAAUAGUAUCAUUUUUUAAAUAUAAAACGAAUAUUUUUUAAACACUGCUGAUAAUUAUUAACAUCUUUUUACAAAAAUAGCUCAUAUGAAAGCUUAUAAACAAUGUUUAUAUUAUAAAAUGUACAUAAAAAAUAUAAUAUAACGAUAAACGACGACAAAACCAGUUAUAAAGCUUUGGUUAUACAAACAGUAUAGCAAUAUGUUUGUAUACAUUAUCAAAUUCUAUUACAUUAAUAUUUUACCGAAUAAAAGUUUCUCUAUUAAACUUCUAACCUUCUAAACUUUCUACACUAGAAAAUAUGUUCUAUUCUGUUGUAGGAAUCAUGAUUUUGGUAUUUUCAUAAUUCUUCUAUAUAAUCAUAUUUUCUUCAUUUUAAAUGAAUAUUAAUACAGAUAAAUUUACGGCAAAGUAAUCAUCAUUGAAGAAAAAUAAAAAAAAAAUGACAAAAAUGUAACAAUCAUCUUUACCUCAUGUUACUCGUCAUUUCACUGCAGUUUGCUGCAAAAUACUAUGAAUAUAUGUACACAGAAUUUUGCCACAUUUGUUUAUUGAUAUAUAUUAUAUAUAGUAAACAUUUAAAGAUUCUAUUUCAUGUUAUUAAAUCCGUCCACUAUAUAUUGUUAAUUGAGAAUAUUUGAAAAACAAGGGAACAUAAUAAAACAUUAUAUUAUACGUACAUAUGUAUAUAGGACAAUUUCAAGAAGCUAAUUAUACAUUGAUUUAACAGAUUAGUGAAAUAAGCAAUCAAUAAUUUGUCAUAAUUAUAAUUACAUAAUAUUAUCUCUCACUUUAUUCAUCUUCACUUAUAAAUCAUAUCAACGUUUUGUAUGUGCAUGUAAUUUUAGGGUAGGAAGUGUUUCAAAUUAUUAUCUCAUCAAUAUUGAAUAUUUGAGAUGCAAAAAUAAUCACACAGUUUUAUAUUUAAAAUUGUUAUUGACGCAAAUCCAUUUCAUCAUGGCUUCAAUUUCAAAUAUAGAAAAUUAUUUCUUAUAGAAAAAAAUAGUAUUUAUAUACAUAUAUAUCAUUUACAUAAAUUCUAAAUAGAUCUAUUCUUUCAUACUGAUCUUAUAAAUUAAAUGAGAUGUCACAAAUAUAAAUAUAAAAGCAUACUUUCAAAAUUAUUAUAUCGAUCUUUUUCAUAUUUGAAACUUGACAAUAAUUUAAUACAUGUGUAGGAUUUUGGUUGAAGUAUAGGUGCUCUUUCUAGUCUGUUUAUUCGGUAACCUGUUUUAGAACCAUCCCGUGUGCAUUUCGAUUAUUUAUAAGGCUGUGUGCAUAUGUGAAUAUCAUAAUUCGAAAAAUAAUUUCUUGUAUAAGAAAUUAAAUAAAUAUAUAAAUUAUGCAAAUUAUGCAAAAAAAAAAAUAUCUUAAUUUUUAAGUGAAAUAAUGAUAUAUGUUUAAACAUGCCUUAGAUUGGUAUUGAUAGUGAAAACUAAAUUUUACUUCUUGAAAUAAUUUUACAUGUAAAUAUAAGAUCAUGUUUGCUAAAAUAAGUCAUCUAUUUCGUAAUUUCUUCAAAAUUAAAAUACAAUUUUAUUUGUUAAAUAAUAUAUAUAUACAUUUUUAUUAAGAAAAAGAGUGUACAGUUAGAAAUGUUUUUUGUUGUAAAUAGAGGCCAGUUACGGAUGUUUCGUUAUGCAUGAUUCAAUUCGAGAGGCAAAUGAUCAAAAAUGAAAACUUUAUUAUAAUUAAAUUUUCUUUAGAGUUCUUAACAUUACUAAGACUUAAAUAACAGUUUGUAAUUUUUAGGAAAGUAAUUAAGUAAAAUUUUUUUAUAUGUACGCCAAAAUAAUGUACUAUACAUGUGAAAUCCAUCUGAGUCACAUGUUGAAUGAUUUUACAUUUUUCUUAGUAUUAACUUAACAAAUUAAACAAAACAGAUUAGUUCAUUUCGAUGUUAAAAAAAGAAAUUGAAGUUUUAAAAUAAAAAAGAGGGAAUAUCUUCAGUAGUAUUUAUCUGCUGCUAAUAUUGUCCAAGGACAUUUUGUACUAAUCUGUAAACAAUGCUAUUUAAACAUUCCCAUUUCUUGUAUAUUGCUAUUUUUAUGCGUUCCUUAAUUGUUAUCUACUGUAAACGAUUCUUAUUAUAUAAGAAUCUAACAAAAUGAAGGAUUUUAUUGGACCAUAUAUAAUCAUAAAGUGCAAAAUAUUGUAAUAAAAUUAUAGACAUUAAUGUUAAAAAUAAAGAAUCAGACAAGUAUUUACUAACAAAACGAAUGUAACAGUUUAGAAAGUAUCUAUAUAAUACGCAUACAUAUAUUAAACAAAACUCCGUUUUCUGUAUUUAAAUAGACUUCUUGCAACGAUACGAAAUUUUUCGAAUCGUCUGAUGUAUGUAAAAUGUUGUAAAUAUAUGUUAUUGAUACCUAUAA